Messenger RNA from Elgaria multicarinata webbii, 1980 nucleotides. It is a transcript of the gene SRD5A3, whose product is annotated as steroid 5 alpha-reductase 3. NCBI's taxonomy places the organism in Eukaryota, Metazoa, Chordata, Lepidosauria, Squamata, Anguidae. Gene Ontology annotation, molecular function: 3-oxo-5-alpha-steroid 4-dehydrogenase activity. The record is from RefSeq and is a predicted model, not a curated record. The transcript has 5 exons. The coding region runs from base 1 to 942 and encodes 313 amino acids. Gene Ontology annotation, biological process: dolichol-linked oligosaccharide biosynthetic process; polyprenol catabolic process. Gene Ontology annotation, cellular component: endoplasmic reticulum.
AUGGCUUUGGUUUGGCUGAUACUCGCCGCCUGUUUUCUCGCCGCGCUGCUGGCUCUGCGGUUGCCGCAGCUUAAACCUCCACCUGGGUCGGCCUCACUUAGCCUUGCGGGGAUCUUCCAAGAUCUGAUUCGCUACGGGAAGACCAAGACCGGCUGUGGGCAGCGCUCUGUCCGGCUGCAGAUCUUCGACGUGCCCAAGAGGUGGUUCACUCACUUCUAUGUUGUGUCUGUGACCUGGAACGGCUUCCUGCUACUGUUGCUUAUCCUAAGCCUACCUGCAUCAUGGUCCUUUCCUAUUUGGCUUCAGGACUUGCUCAGUGUUCUUAAUGGAAUAUUGUACGACCUCAAGGACAGUUCUGCGAAUGGUGGCGAGUGUUCAUCUGCUUUCCUGGUAUGCCUUUUGGUCUGGUUAAACAGCUGUAGACGGUUAAGAGAGUGUCUUCACAUCAGCGUAUUCUCCAGCGGUGUCCUGCAUCUUGUACAGUACUGCUUUGGGCUCUGCUACUAUGUUCUGGUGGGCUUAACAGUGAUAAGUCAAGUGCCAGCCAAUGUCAGGGAAGGGAAAGCUUACCAGCUCACAGUGUGCUGGUACCAUGUCUUAGGACUCCUGAUGUUCAUUUGGGCCUCUCUCCACCAACACAGAUGUCAUGUGAUUCUAGCUAACCUUAGAAAAAAUAAAUCAGGAAAUGUGGUUCACUUGAACCACAGCAUUCCCUUUGGCGACUGGUUUGAAAUGGUGUCUGGCCCGCAUUACUUGGCUGAGCUCCUGAUAUACAUCUCUAUGGCCGUCACGUUUGGAUUGAACAAUUUCACCUGGUGGCUGGUUGUGGCCUAUGUUGUCUUUAGUCAGGCUCUGUCUGCUGUCUUGAGCCAUGAAUAUUACCUGAGAAACUUUAAGGACUAUCCAAAGUGUCGGAAAGCGUACAUACCCUUUCUUCUUUAGGCUGUUAAUUUUAAAUAGCUUGGGAAUCCCAUUGAGAAGGGAAAUAGAAAUUGGAGGUCCGCAGGGAUCAUGGUUGUUUUCAACAGAGGAUUUGACUGAAAUUUAUUGUUAACCGGCCAGAGAGCUUUGGCUUUUGGGCAGUAUAGAAAUGUAAUGAAUAAAAAUUGAAUUGGUGCAGAUCAUCAGCUUGGGUUUGGUGUCCGGGUUGAAGCAGACAGCUUCCAAAUCGGUACGAGGAGGAUUUUUCGAAGCACCUAGUCAGGAGCUGAGUUGAAUCUAAUCUAACAUCUGUUCUGAGGCAAGUCCUAUUGAGUUCAAUGUGUUUUACUCUCAGAUAAGUAUAUAGGAUUGCAGCUAUAUACCAUGGGUACAGAACUGCUUUGGGAUGGGGGUGCUGAAAAACACUCCACCCUGCCCAUCGCAGUAGGCUGGAUGACAUCAGGAGGUGUGACCCCUUCUCCUGAUAGCCACCCCCUUUUUUCCUUCAUUCUGGAAAAAGACAAGGAGAAAGACACCUAGGCCUGUGAAGAACAGGACCCUGUUAUUUCCAGUCUCCCUAAAAGAAUUUCAUCAGCUCAGGGUUAGCUAACAAAAUACACAGACAGCACCUGGUCGUAUGUUAUCUCAAACCCUUGGAGCCAGGCCUGAGACUCAAGGCUGCGGCUAACUGGGGGAAAACUGAUUUCAGUUGGUUCAGUGGGAAAGCAAGACCUGCCAGGGAGGGGGCUAGGAGGAGAAGCUCGCCUCAUGAUUAGCAGAGACCCAUCAGCCAAGCCAGCCAGGGCUUGGGGAUAAGAAGAAGGGCUUUGAAAAUGGCGUUGUCUCCCAGGUGGCCUUACUGCAUGAGGUGGGGCUGCUAGGGCUAACUGACUGGAGGGGAGGCCCUAUACGUGGUAAAAUAUAGAUCAGGGCAGGUUUUGUUAUUUUGCUAGGGUGUAAUUGGUGAAGGCGCUCUGUUUUAUUGAAUUUUACUGCAUUGCUGCUCUUAUUCCUUUUAUCCUUUUUUUAAACCCCAUUUUAUUUAUUUUACCUUCCCUA